AUGGCUCUUGGUCAGGCGGCCGUGCUGCCCGAGCCGGCGCAGCGCAGCCCGUGGCGCGCAUCGGUGUGGCGUGGAGCUGCAGUCAGCGGCGAGGCAGCGCAGCGGACGGGCCCCGAGGCCGCGGGCGGGCUAUUCAAUUCCCGCGCCGAGGCGGGCUUCGUUAGGCGGCGUGAUACGGUGCGCGCGCCCAGCUGCCGCGCCAUCUCGGCGGUCCUGCACGCCUCUGCUAUCUGGCACAGCAUCUGGCCCGCUUCGCCUCACCCGCCCGGGGCGGCCAGCCCGGCAGAUACCUCAGUGGGAGGCGCCGCCCCUAGCAACCACCCACCGACGCUCCACCGCGCUGGACGACGACAAUCGCUGCACGCGGCUCCACAGACGCUGUCCACGCCAGUCAAUGUCCAGAUCGUUAUCGACAAUGAGACACUUCGCAGAGCGGCCGACACAUUUUUGACGGGGAGAGAACUUCAGUGGCUGACCUGUUGCUCGCAUCCUUUGGCGGGCCGCUCCACCGCCAAAUCCGGUUAUGCAGUCGCCGACCUGCCGCUGGCGGCGGCGCGCCGUGGAAAUCCUGCCGCAGGCGCUCAAAGGCUGGCGGUGGCGGCGGCGGCGGCGGUGGAGGCGGCAGUGGCGGCGGCACGUCGUUACAAAACGCGCGGUUGUGCAACCUGCCGGGGUCCUGCACGGCUCGCGCGGGCGCGGGAGGACAUGUGUAGCGGACACCGGCGGACGCACCGCGUCGCUGGAAGCCGCCGCCAGAAACGCGAUACCCUCUCGAGCGCCUCGGCCGCCGCCGCCGCAGCAGCCGCAGCGGCAGCUACUGUAGCAGAGCCGGCUGGCUGGCUGGGUGUCUGCGGCCUGCCGCACCGCCACCACCAACAGACUCACCCCGCUACUCGCUGCUCGCUGAUCGCGCCCUUGCGGGACUCCCAAGACGAGAAUUCCUCCACUUCGCCCAGUGUCGAUAGCGUUAAACCCUUGAGCGUGCGCGCCUAUCCUCCAGCAGUCGACCCCGGCUUAGCUGUGGGCGUGUCCGGCGGCUGCGCUGCACGUGGGUCCCGGCUGUGGGCAGGGGGCGGGGCGGCCCGGCGCCACUUCCGGGACACGCCCACUUCCUCCUAA
Molecule: messenger RNA, 1119 nt
Organism: Schistocerca gregaria
Lineage: Eukaryota; Metazoa; Arthropoda; Insecta; Orthoptera; Acrididae
Product: SKI/DACH domain-containing protein 1-like
Exons: 7
Coding region: 1-1119 (372 amino acids)
Source: RefSeq, a predicted model, not a curated record